Molecule: messenger RNA, 1719 nt
Organism: Boleophthalmus pectinirostris (great blue-spotted mudskipper)
Lineage: Eukaryota; Metazoa; Chordata; Actinopteri; Gobiiformes; Gobiidae
Gene: rnft2
Product: ring finger protein, transmembrane 2
Exons: 9
Coding region: 1-1359 (452 amino acids)
Biological process (GO): positive regulation of ERAD pathway
Molecular function (GO): ubiquitin protein ligase activity
Source: RefSeq, a predicted model, not a curated record
AUGCAGAGGAGACAUAGCAGCAACACGGAUGGCAUGCCCUCUGAAAGGAGCCGUAGCCAAACUCUGGGGUCAGAGAGUAGCCUGGAUGAGGGUGGUGUGUUUGACUGCUUGAAACCAGAAUCACCAACCUCACCCCAACAGAUUUUCUCUGGCCUGGUGGGCGUUCCCUCUGGUUCUGUGUCCUCUGCCCAAUUCCAGGCAGCUGGCUUAGUCCUGGGCUCUCCUCCUGACGUUUUUAUCCAGAUGACCACCUCCUCCAGGGACGAAGGGGGCCCCCAUCGCAGCGAGGUGGGCCCUUUCCUUCCUCGUCCGACUCAGCAUCAUCAUCAUCACCACCAUCCUCAUCACCACCACUUCCACCACCAGCCCCUGCAGCACCGGACCCCCUCUCUGCUCCAACAGGCCACUACAGCAGCUGGCUCUGAGAGGCAUGGCUCCAGGGAGGACUCCCAGGAGGACCAGUCCACUCCUGCUCCAGCACUGUCUGAGCUGAAGGCGGUGGUCACCUGGCUACAGCGGGGUUUCCCCUUUAUCCUCAUACUGCUGGCCAAAGUCUGCUUUCAACACAAGCUUGGCUUAGCUGUCUGCGUGGGGUUGGCUUGUACUUUUGCUUACGCCAACUCAUCUUUAAAGCAUCAAGUUGCAUUAAGGGAGCAUCGUUCGCUGCUAGUUGCUUUGUGGAUAUUCCUAUUUCUUGCAGGAAAUAUUUUCUAUAUCUACUACACAUUUCGCAGUGAAGAGCUUCAGAACAGCCUUAUAUUUGCCAAACCAAAUCUUGACAGCUUUGACUUCUUUGAUCUUAUUUGGAUUGUGGGCAUCACGGACUUUGUUCUCAAGUACUUCACCAUUGGUUUGAAAUGUUUCGUCCUUUUCCUGCCGAAGAUUAUGCUGGCCUUCAAAUCUAGGGGGAAGUGCUACCUGCUGAUUGAAGAGCUGAGCCAGUUGUUCCGGACUCUAGUGCCCAUCCAGCUCUGGUACAAAUAUAUCAUGGGGGAGGACCCUUCCAGCAGCUACCUUCUAGGGGCUGCACUCAUCAUAAUCUACAGCCUCUGCAAGUCUUUCGACAUCUGUGGCCGUGUUUCCGCCAUACGCAAGGCAUUUGUAAUCCUUUGUGGCACUCAGAACUAUGGAGUGCGAGCCGGCAGCCAGCAGUGCAGUGAGGCUGGUGACAUCUGUGCUAUUUGCCAGUCUGAUUUCAGAGACCCCAUAGCUCUUCUCUGUCAGCAUGUGUUCUGUGAGGACUGCCUGUGUCUGUGGUUCGAUCGGGAGCGGACUUGUCCUCUCUGCAGAGCCACAGUCAUCGAGACCCCGCGAUGCUGGAAAGAUGGCACCACCUCGGCGCACUUCCAAAUCUACUAGGCUUCAUCAGUCCAUAUACAUCCUGUGUCCCAUGUGGCCCUGUAAACAGUGGUAGACAAUCUGCUGUGUUGUAUUAAAAACAUGUUGUAAGUAAGGGUUUUUAAGGGCAAGGUCAUGGGUCUGGAUAAUGCAAAGGUCAUUUACCAGUGUAAUGCGUCUAGCCAACAGUAUGAUUUUAACAUGGUUGUUUAUUCUAUUACAUAACUAUAUAAAUUCUUCACUACAUUAAGCAUUAAUUUAGCAAAAUAGAAUUCUAACUCUAACUUAACAAUCAUAUUAAAACUUCAGUGUAUAUGUAAUUUCUGUGUUAUUCAACAAAGUUACAACUCAAUAAACCACCUGUUCAAUAAUUAGAGAAUA